Messenger RNA from Dermacentor silvarum, 12339 nucleotides. RefSeq lists its product as uncharacterized. Gene Ontology annotation, cellular component: nucleus. Gene Ontology annotation, molecular function: RNA polymerase II transcription regulatory region sequence-specific DNA binding; DNA-binding transcription factor activity, RNA polymerase II-specific. The transcript is spliced from 16 exons. Lineage: Eukaryota; Metazoa; Arthropoda; Arachnida; Ixodida; Ixodidae. The record is from RefSeq and is a predicted model, not a curated record. Gene Ontology annotation, biological process: regulation of neuron differentiation; positive regulation of transcription by RNA polymerase II. Bases 943 to 7440 code for a protein of 2165 amino acids.
UUCGAGUCGCGCUCCGGCAAAGACUCGGCCGGCGCGCUUCCGACCCGAGCGGCGCCGCAGCCGCCUCGAUCUCCUCUUCACUUCUCUUCCCGAUUGCUACCACCGCAGGCCGUUCGCGCUCCCGGCCUCUCUCCGUACAUCGUGGUCGCGUGCGCGCGGCGCGAACACUGUGUGCGUGCGCUCGCGCGCGCGUGUGUGGUGCAUCGUCCGUUCCACGGAAAGUGUGCUUUCGCCCCCGCCUGUUUUCAUUUUUUGGUGCCGUUUAUUAUUUUUUUUUCUAAUUUGCAACCACUGUGAGAGAUCGGCUUGUUUCGUCACCUGCUAUCAGUGUUUCGCUCGCCAUAACCGUCGUGGUGGUCGUUGUCACCGUUGUUGCCUCACCACCGAAGAAGUCGUCGUCGCCGACCCGUGGACACAUUUGUCAAUCUACACCACGCCUUCGAAUCGCGCGCACUCGCAUUCUACCGGUGUGUAGCCCGGCAUGAUGGGACUGCGGAUCGCUCCGGUGGCGAAGCGAGCGAGGAAGACAUCGACGACAUCGGCUAAAGUCACCGCGCGAGGAUCCGCCGUUCCUUUUUCCCCGGCUGUCAACGACUGCGUUUCUCGUGGAAAAGUUUCUGCGACGACGUCAACUGCCGCGACGACUACGACGACGUUGAAGAAGAAAUCGGCCGCCCAUAAUAACGGCUUCCGUCGGCUGCACUCACUGUCGCCUCCUGCUCGGUGCUCGUUUGUGAUCUCGCGGUUCCCGUGCUCUCUCAUCGCCGUCGGCCACAACAGCGGCUCGUGCUCGUGCUUGUUCUUCCCUGUCGCGGCGGCGACGCCGGAUGUGCUACCUUCGACGACUGUGACCAGCGGCGCUGCAGCGUGGGAUUACUGCAAGUCCAUUCGCACGGGAUACCGAGGGCCGACAGCAAGUAACGCGCUGGCCAGACGGCGGACAUGACGUCGGAAGCCGCCUGCCGGCCGCCCAGCAGUGCCUUCAAGCUGAACGCCAUCUGCGAGAAGCUCGCCCGCAGCUCGGACCCGGAAGAUCUGGCUGCCGCCAUGGCAGCGGGCGGAGACGACGCCUGCGCCGACGAGGCGCCCGACGACCUGUGUUCGCCGCGGGCGCCGCCCCCUCCUCUCCGGGACCCAUCGGAAGAGGACGACCUCGAUGACGAUAGGCCGCAAGCUGCCUUGAACGGGGCCUUAACGGACGACAACUCGGACGACAACGAAGCGGACGACGACGCGCCGCAGGAACCCUUGGUCGCCGUCAGCACAGCCGCCACCUCCUCGAUGCCCACGGGCACUGCCUUCAGCGAAGUGCCUUGUCCCUGGCCGGACACUGAUAGUGCCUUGGACGGACGCAUGCGCAACAAGAGGAAGAACUUCCAGCCAAAGAACAUCGCCGCCGCCGUGUUCGCCGACUCGGACGAAGAAGACGAGGAGGAUGACGACGAGGACGAGCGGGAGGACGCCUCGCAGAGCACGCAGCCGCCGCCUCCUCUGCUACUGCCGUCGGUGGCGGACUCCGCCCAGGACGACGACGGCGACGACGAGGACGACGACGGCGCCCUCUCGCCCUCGGCGUGCUUCAAGGAAGCCGCCGCGUCCUCAGUGACGACGCCUCCUCCGCCAGUGCCGACAACUUGCUCGGAAAGUGGUGUUCCCGGCGCAGUUCGCGAGGAAGGACCCCUGGACCUCAGUGACUGUGGCUCGACGCGCCGCAAAUUGCAGCAGCCCGUCAAACGGGUGCUGUUCAACAGUAGCGCGAUAUCCGCGGAAGGCGGGGGCCUGGUUUUGCCGAGGCUCUCCAGCUUUUCAGAGGCCGUGGUGGACCUCAGUGGUGGUACUGGUGGUGGUGGUGGUGGGGGUCGCAGGAGCGAGGACGACGACGAUGAGGGGCCGACCUCCGCUGCGGAAGACGGCAGGUCGUCCGCGUCCUUGCCGUCUCCUCUGCGCCUGCAGGCGCCCUGUAACGAACCCCCUGUGACCGCGGGCGGUGGCUCGUCGCCUUUUGUUGGCGGCUCGCGGCAGCAUCACCUUCAUCAUCAUCAUCACCAUCAUCAUCAGCACCAACAGCUACCGCCUCAUCAGCAUCAGCAUCAACAGUCGCACCCACCGCAACAGCAGCAGCAACAGCAGCAGCAGCAGCAGCAGCAGCAGCAACAACCUCCAGUUCAACACCAUCAGCACCGAGCUGCUGACGCUAGCCUUAUGAAGGACUAUGCGGAAAACACGAUGAAGGAACUGUUGAGCAUGUACGGACUGCACGAUGUGGUCGAGUCGAUAACGAAGCACGUGCCUCUGCAUCACUUCUCCUCCGGCAAAAUCCUGGAGAGCAUGUCUCCGGGAGCGCUGCUGGGCACGCAAGCUUUUCUGCAAAACAUCGAAGCCGUCGCCAGAGCCAAAGAGCAGGCAGCGGUCGUGGCAGCAGCUGCGGCCGCCGCUUGUGCCACCAGCCAGCACCAGCAGUCCGGAGGAACGGGAACGGGAACAACGGUGGGAACGGGUGGUGGCGGUCCACCCGUGCUCGUGUCCUGCCUCGGCUCGACGGCACCCGGUCCAGGAGGUGCUCUGUCGGCGCCACCCCUGAGCCCGGCUUCUUCGAGCUGCGGCAGCACGGGGGCCUCCCUGACCGACGCGACCACGACGUUGUCCGGCCGCGGCGCUCUGCCCCCGCGACUGUCACCCGCGCCGGCGGCCCCGUGCUCGGCUGACGUCGUGGGCAACAAGGGGACCGUGUCGGCCGGGUCCAUUCACGGCGACGUGGCCAACAAGGCGCUGCAAAUGGCCGGCGCCGCGGCCCAGUCGCUACUCGGCAGUCACGCGCAGGCGAUGCUUCCUCAGGACAUGGCGACCACUCUGCUGACGCUGGCCACCCUGGGUGGCAAGAUGGCGCCCGAGGCGCUGAACAACACCCUCGCCGCUGGCGGCGUUCUGGCCAACGCUCCCGUCUCGUCAUCGUCUUCCAGCGGCGGUGGAAGCAGCCCGCUCGCAGCAGUGCCUACGAUGAGUCAUGCGGCCGGUCUCAUGAGCACUAACCUGGCCAACUGUCUGUCGGUGAAACUGGACCAGCCCAAGGUUCCGCCCAUCGACUACUCCCGCUACGUGCGCAGGUACUCCAGCGCGACCCAGUGUGGCAGCAAUUACUGCAAAGACCUCAACUACCGGGAGCACUUCCACUGCCUCGACUGCAACUCCAGGGUCUUUGUGAAGAAGGAGGAGAUGAUCCGGCACUUCAAGUGGCACAAGAAGCGAGACGAGUCCCUACAGCACGGCUUCCUCCGCUACAGUCCAAUGGACGACUGCUCGGAGAAGUUCCCCAACUGCGCCCACAACAGGAAGCAGACGCAUUACCAUUGUCUAAAGGAUAACUGUGACAAGGUGUAUAUCAGCACGUCAGACGUUCAAAUGCACGCCAACUACCAUCGUAAGGACUCGGCCAUCAUCCAGGAAGGCUUCCAGAGGUUCCGCGCAACCGAGGACUGUAACACUCCGACGUGCCUCUUCUACGGGCAGAGGACCACGCAUUUCCAUUGUCGCCGGCCAGGCUGCAAGACCACCUUCAAGAACAAGGCUGAUAUCGAGAAGCACAAGACGUACCACAUCAAGGACGAGCAGCUGAACAAGGACGGCUUCAAGAAGUUCAUGAAACACGAGCACUGCUCGUACGAGAACUGCAGGUUCUCGCGCAUCUGCAACCACAUCCACUGCAUCCGGCCGGGGUGCAGCUACGUGCUGCAUUCCAGCGGGCAGCUGUACUCCCACAAGCGCAAACACGAGCGCCAGGACACCGAGAUGGCCUACCGCAAGUUCAAGCUGGCCCAGAGUAUGCUCAAGAGCUACGGGCAGCCCGGCGACUUACCUCCCGGAAUCACCGCCGAACAGCUGGCCCUGUGCGAGCAGAGCUUGAGCAGCUCGCCCGUACAGAGCAUGUUCCCUGGCGGCGUACCCUCCGGAACGUCGCCACUUCAGCAGGGUGCCAACAUCGGCACCGCUACGCCCGUAACGACAGCGUCUGGAGGAGUAGGAAGCCUGGGCCCCGCCGCGGAUCCUAAGGGUCUAGUCGGCAACCACCACCACCACCACCAUCAGCAGCAGCAGCAGCAGCAACAGCAGGCGCUGUCGUUCGACGGCAGCAAGCAGCUCGGCAGCAUGGGCCUUAGCAGUAACGGCGGUAGCGGCUCGGCGCCGCAGCUCGGUGCGUCCGACGCGAGCCAGCAGCCCAAAGCGCACAACAUGCUCGACCCGGCGUUCCUGUCGGCGUUCCUGCCCAAUGCUUCGGGCGUGGGCGCCGCCAUGCACCCGGGUCUGGCGUUCAACUUUGCGACCAGUCAGGGCUUCGGCAGCAGCGCGAAAGAGGACGACGGCUGCGCGCCGCCGAGCAACGGUCAGCGGGCGCUCGACGCCGCCAGAGAUGCGGGAAAAGUGGAAGAGACCUGGCAGCGGUACAUGGUCAGGUACUCGCCAACGGAUCUAUGCCGACCCGAAUGCGAGUUUAUCUACCGCGAGCAUUAUCACUGCACCACCGACAACUGUUCCAUGGUUUUUCCUGGAAAAGAUAUUGGAGGAGUUCAAGAACAUGCAAAGAAUCAUGAGCAUCAGGAUCAGAUCACGCAGUGUUUCUACCACACUGUGGGAAAGAGCAUCGACGGAGAAUGCCCGCCUGAUUGCCCCUUCACAUUGAAGGAAAAGCACUACCAUUGCCAAUGGGACGGUUGCAGGGACAUUGUGAGCAGUACUGACAAGCCCUUUCGGCGGCUGGACCACUACAAGAUGCACGAGUACACGACCAAGUUGAGCAUGUCCAGGGACCAGUUCAGUGCCAUCCCAUCGGUGCCCAUAGACGGUGUCUUCAGGCGCAAGCGGGGACGGCCACCAAAGAACCGCAUGAUUGAGUUCCCACUCGGCCCAACUUCACCCCAGCUGUCGCAAGCCAUCUACGCGAGCUUUAAGCUUCCCAAGCCUGGAUCUAGUCAAAACAUGCCGACCCUCUUCCCACCGUUCCAAGGACCGGGCGGCACCGGUGGACUCCUAGGGAUGCCCGGCCCUUCCAGCAUGCCUCGCAUGCCGCUGGGCUCCGGUGGAAUGGACUUCACGGUCGAGAACCAGCAGGCAUUGCAGUUCUUGCAGCAGCAUCAGCACAUCCAGGAGAAGUUGCUGGAGCAGCAGGAGAAGCACUCUGCUGAACAGGCUGCUCUGAUGGCGAUCAAGGCCGAACCGAAGGAGCCGUCGGAGCCGGAGACGACAGCACCUCGCACCACGCCCACGCCGUCGCAGCCAACGACCAAUCCUGACGUACACGAGGGAUUCUUCAUCUUCCCUGAGAACAGCGUAUGUCCGGACAAUCUGUGUGCCUUCCUUGGUCAGCGGCACUUCCACUGCGUUCAGGCGCGGUGUCACUACGUCACAGACCGGGAAGACAUCCUCGUGCUGCAUUCCAAAGACUUCCACGACAACAUCGACAUCAUCGAGGGAUUUGUCUUCUACGACCGAAGCGUCGACUGCCGACUGCCCGGUUGCCACAGCAACAAGGUCAACAGGCACUUCCACUGCACGCGACCCAACUGCAACUACUCUUUCGUACGCUACUCGACCAUGAGUCUGCACGAACAGAAGCACAGCAGUCCUCAGCAGCAUCUCCAGCAGCAGCAGCCCAACAGCUCGCCCUUGCAAGAGGAAGAGGACGAAGGGCCCUCGCCUCCGAAAAAGAAGUCCUGCUCCAGCGACGACGACCGAACCGCUAGCCCGGCCGCUAGCGACAGCUCCCAGAAGACGGUCGUCAAGUCCGCCGGAACCUUCUACCCGCUGUCUGCGUUCACGAAUAGCGGCGGCAACAACAAUAACAGCGGCGUAGGCAAGACGGGCAACGACAACGGGAACCACAACGAGGACGAAGACGCGGAGAAGGAAAGGCUGCGCACGAGUCCGGCUUCGAGCACGGCCUCUUCGCUGCCCGAUACGGACCAGCAGCCGCUGAUGAAGCUCCUGAUGAAGCCGACCGCCGCUAACAUCCCGGUGGCCAACAUAAUCCCAGGCAUGGAGAGGCACAUCAUGUUCAGCGAGUGCCAGAGUUGCGGAAGACCCUUUUGCAAGAAGAAGAAGCGAGAGCACUUUCACUGCAACAUAUGUAAUCAGGCGUUCUCGAGCUUCUCUCGGCUUCGACUCCACGUGGGCAAGCACUCUGGUGCUCCAAGUCCCGUUCCCGUGUACCCCGACGGCCGCACCACACCUUUGUCCGGACAGUCUUCGCCGGUGUCCUCAACGGCGCAGGGAGACUCGGACGCUGAUGAAGAGCAAGAGGCAUCGGCGCCCGGGCGCACUGAUUCACCGUCCUCGAAGAGGUCAUCGCCCGACCCGAGGCCCCAGGGUCCUCCUCAGCUUGUGCCCCAGGGCUACCAACCUCCUACGAGCACCACGGCUAACAGCAACAACGAGGAUCAGCAGCAACAGCACCCGUUCUUCAACACGCCUCCCAAGCUGAGCCUACAGAACAUCCAGAACAUGCAGAAUAUGCAGAAUAUGCAGAACAUGCAGAACAUGCAGAACAUGCAAAAUAUGCAGCACAUGUUCUGGCCUCCCGUCUCGUCUCCCGGCAUGAUACCGGGCAUGGCGCCUCUCAACCCGGCGCUGCUGGGCCUGGGAGACAUGGCGGGCCAUCCCAACAUCGACCUCCAGCACUUGGCGCUCAUGUGUCCGUCGGGCGACAUGUUCUACAACUCGGCCAACCAGAUGAACGCUGCCGCCGCAGCCGCCGCAGCUGCAGCUGCCGCGGCCGCCGCGGCGUCCGACCAGAAGCGGCCCCUGUUCGGCAACUGCAAGGGCGACGAGCCGCUCACCAUGGUGAGCGAGGCGAAGCGCAUGAAGAUGCCCAGCCUACGCAUCCUCAAGGACGAGCCGGUGCCCGAGGGCUACGUGCGUUUCCGCUUCAACGAGGACUGCGGCUACCGGCACUGCGGCUACCGCGAGCACCAGACGCACUUCCACUGCACGCGCAAGGACUGCGGUUACAGCUUCUGCGACAAGACACGCUUCGUGCAGCACACGGCGCGCCACGAGCGACUCGACACGCUCAUGGGCGGCGACUUCCGCCAGUUCCGCGCCAACGUGCACUGCGGCCGCGCCGACUGCCCGCACGCCGCGAGCCAGGCGGCGGCCAACGGCCCGGGCGGCGUGGGUGGCGGCAGCAGCAACAAGGCGUCGCACUUCCACUGCCUCAAGUGCGACUUCGUGUGCACGGACACCAACAAGGUGGUCGCGCACCGCAGGCAGCACGCCAAGCUGGACAGCAUCAACGCCGCGGGCUUCGAGAAGUACACGCCCUCGCAGAACUGCGGCGUUGACAGCUGCAACUACAACGCGAAGCAGACGCACUACCACUGCCUCAAGUGCCAAUACGCGGUACUGGGCUUGUCGCAGAUGUCUUCGCACAAGUACCGCCACAUGGACUGAUUGACUGAUGGCGCUGACGGGCGCAGCGGUGUGCGUUGCGGCGUCCGUGACGCGCUGCGCGAGCCGGUCACGUGUACUCGGCACUUUUGUGGUGGUGGCUGAGAAGACUGUCCCCUGCGUAUACAUCUUCUUCCUCCUUGAGUGUGUGAGUGGGUGCGCCGGUGUUGGACGACGCCCGCGGUGCACGCUUGGGGACGAGCAAUUUUUUUUUUCCUGUCGCAAUGAACUGUAGGAGCCUAAGAAUGUAGAGGAUGCCAAGCAUUCUGACUUAAUAGUGAACACUUGUUCCCUGGGCCUGCUUUGCUCUUCCUUUUGAUGUUUUGUGCGCGUGUUGUGCAUCAAAAUGUGUUUUGGUGUCAUCGAGUAGGAUGGCGUUGUGUCAUCACAUUUGCAUUUGUUUUCUUUGUUUGUUUUGAGACCUUACGUCACACGGUUAUGUGUCACAAUACAGUCGAGGUCUUGGUCGAGUGUGUAUUUAAGCGUUCAACCCAUACGGUGAGCGAGCAAGAACAAAUGGACAACGUGGGCUGCGGUGUCUGUGACGUAGUGAACAACGUGUGCAAUGCUUGGAUUGUCGAGCCUCUCUCCUUUACUAUUUUUUUUUAAAUAUAUUUCUUCCACUAGGCAACAUGGUGGAAGUCUAGGCCCUCGGUACCGUUUGGUCGUGAGGUCAGUGUAUGCUGUUUACAGACUGCACAGCACGUAUAUAUACAUAUAUAUGUCAUGCAGUAUAAUUGAAAUAAGAUUAUGCACUAAAACAGAGGCAGUAAUUUUGUACAUUGCCAUUUUUUCCCUUUUCGCACGACAAGCUAGCUGUACGUACGUAUGCACAAUCUACAAAGCGGCUUUGUAGGCUUCCCGGUGCUUUAAUAUCAGCGCUGCUGUUCGUUCGUCAGUACACGCACGCAAAUUCUUUAUUAUUCUUGCACAUACCUGUAGGGCAACCAGCGCGGUGCGAGCAUUGUUUUAGCUAUGUGUUUAUGCCCCCGAGUGGUUGCGUGGUUCACUUUUCCAAUUUACUGGCGCCUUUUACUGAAUUAAGUAAUGCAAUUCUAAGCUUUCUUAUGGAAUGCGGGAUAUCAUGACUUGCACAAAAACAUUCUUUUGUCGCGCUAACAGGAAUUACGCAGUACUAGGAAUUUUCGCCCUUUCGAGAAAAAUGAAAAUUGUGUCGCUCGCUUAUGGUUGACAGUUUAUAUUGAGACUCGCCAUCUGCACUUGUAACAUUGACUCUAUGCAAGGAGACAAGAAUCCGGGCAAUAAGCAUUGUGAAAAGGCGUUCAUCCGCUCGCGUGUCAAGCAAAGUUAAUAUUGAAGUAGCAGUUUAUAUUAAGGAGGCGGGAUUUCUGACUUCUGGAUGACGGGAAAGGCAGCUGCGUAAUUUGCUGACGGCUUAGCUUGUAGGUACGUAAUGCGAAAGCAAAACGUGUCGAUGCAGUGGUAUGCACCAAUGUAUAUGUGUACAAAUCAUGUCACAGCGAAACGAAGCACUUAGAGUGUGAAUUGCUGUAGUCGAUGAAAGGACGGCAAAAGUGCAAAAGAGAAAGAAGCCUCUCAGAGGAAGCUGCUGUGGUUGCAUUUAUGAUAGAGCGUGGUUCAGGAAACCGUAUGACAUUUGACUGUAUCUGCACUUGUUGUCCAGUUCAUUUGCUUUGUCUGUUCCGUACACGAAAAAAAAAAGCAUAUUAGAUACUCUAUGCGUUGGAACACGCUUUCAUUACGCACCUGUGUUUCUGUGUCCGAAAGCGGCACCGUCGUGUGUAAACGAGGCUGCGCACUCUGACAACGUUUAUAAACAUCGUGUAGUAGUACGUCGUCGGUUAUAUCUGUAUUUAACUCAAAUUUCAAAUAUCAGCUCGUCUGUUUGCCUGUUUACCGUUGCAGGUCAACGUCACGCACUGCAACUGGCGCACUGUCAUCACGUGAGCUUCAUUUAUAGCGCAGGACUUUUUUUUUUCUUUCAAUCUCAUUGGUUAUUUCUAGAACAAGUUAGGCCCCUCACACUACAUAAUCGAGCUAACAAUUGUCCUAAACUGGAGAGACAAAGGCGACAUUUGGCCAGGCUGUCGGCAAUUUGUAUGUCUUUUUUUUUUUCUUUUUCGAAAGAGUUUUCACUACGUGAUCAUGGCAUCCAGUUUUGAGAGCCAUUUUCGUUACUCGUGAAUCGUUCGCGCGCUUUGCUUUCUCGGUUCUAUUUGUUUCAUUGUAGUCUUCUAGCACAUGGUAGCGAAUGCUACUUCAUUUGAUGAAAACUUCCGGUGAUCGCGUCUCCGAGGCGUUGCAGUGUACCAGUGCAGGCGCAGCAACACUCGACUGUAUGUCAGAGCAUUUCAGCCAGCGGCGGUAAAUUAUAUAACCCCCAUUCGUGUACAUAAAUUAUUUUUUUUCGUUCUUUUUAAGAGAAAGCCUGAACUCGUGGAUAACUCCAAUAUUCUUAUUCAAAUACAUGUGUAACGCAUGAGUGGCUCUCGUUAAACUACCGUCGAGCCGAUUUAAAUGAAUUUUCUAAGCAUUUAAAUGAAAGCGCUACAUGCUAGGGAUUGGCGUCAGCCGUUGCAGUUUUACUGGGUCCUCGAAUCUAUUUAAAAGUUUCAUAAACAUCGGCGCACCAAGUUCACAUCUUUUGGACUCCGCAAGAUGUGUCGCAUUGCAUUUCCGUAAACUGCAUUUAUUACACCAGCUGAAGCAAACAAAUGUGACGUGACUUAAUAUAAGCUUUAAAUAUAUGAAAAUGUUACCAAAUAUUGGAAACUAGUAGAAAGGAAGAUCCAAGCAAAAAUGUUGAUAGCUUCAUAAUUGCGCCAUAAAAAAUAUAUAUUUCGUUUCGAUUAGCUAUACCUUUCAAUGCAUCUAAAAUCGACGAAUCUGGCACGUUAUAGUUCCAAGUUUACGCAAAACCGUCGCUUCAUUUACGCGUGCUUGCAAAACUGCCGUUGGCAAAUUAUUCGUACAUCUUAAAGCAUCGUACAAUCCAUCAGUAUUGCCCGCUUUAGAUGCUCUAACGGAUGCAGAUAACAUCAUUGUUCUGCAUUUGAUUACUGCAAAUUCACAGACUUUGCGCUAUAACUAUUUUUUUACCUUUUUCCAACUAUUGGCCUGCAUUGAAAAAAUACCGAGGGCUUCAAUAACUAAAUCGCUCUCAACCUUUCGUUCUUAACUCUAACAAACUUCAUUUAAAUCAGCUCAGCGACUGCCCCAUGGCAGCCAUUGCGCGUUUCGCGUGUUUUUCGAUAUGGAGGCGCCCAAGUUUGUAGCUUACUCUUCUCGCCCGCUGUCUCAUUUUUUUAUUAUUAUUUUUUGUCCCGCUCCUCUGAGUGCCCCGCAGGAGUGAGUGUAGGGUGAAAUAUAAUCAACCCGGUGAUCGUACGCACGAGCCUGAACCGCUGCAGGGCAGAUAACUGCGCGUGUCCGCGUUAAUGAAACACGUCUUCCCGCCGAAUGUACAGAAAGAGCGCGGCUGGCUGGCCUUGGCGUCUAAAGACGAGUAGCCGGACGACAAAACUAUAUAUCGUCGUUCCUUCUCCGGGGUUUUCUUUUUCCGCGAGCUGCCGAGGCAGGAGAGAGAGAGAGAGAAAAACCCAGCAUUAUUUUUCUAGGGAGAGAUUAACAGCCUGUCGCAAUACAGGAACCAAUUCUGUGCCCAUUUCUCCUUUACUCCCUUCCCUUUUUUUUUUCUUCAAGCUUGUACAUACCAUAAAUAUAGCAGCAGGCGCAGGGCACGCGUUGCGACCUACAGCGGUCAGAUAAGCUAUGCAUACUACUUGCCCCUUCCCCCUAACCACCGUUUAUUGGAUUUCAGUGUCGUGGUACAGCCCAGCCACACGUUUUUCGUUUUUUUUUUUUUUAAUGUUUCCUUAGGUUCCUUCAGUGUACUUUGUCGUUUUUAUGAAUGGGUAGCCCACAUUUAUCUCUUGUUCUCUUCCUAUUUUGUUCCUGUACGAUAUACUUAACCGAACAGCGUCUGUGCCCAAACUUUGGUUUUUGUUUCGUUAUUUUUUCUUUCUGCGAAGGGGCUUUCGUGUUGCUGGCUUCCCGGCAGUUGGGAAACAUUUUGCUUCCGUUGUGUCAAGAUGGCGUGAAUGCAUGCAACUUUGUAAGCUUAACUUUGUCUCGACGCAAUUUUUUUUUUUUUUUCUGUUGUCUAGACUUUACAUAAAGUUGCUCAUAAAUAUGCUCCGAGCAAGUCUUAUCGGUGCACACUGAUUGAUUGAUUGAUCUGUCGUAAAAAAAACAAGGAAGUGGAUUUAGUGUUGCAGUAUCUGCAGACAUUUGCCCCACCUUUAGCAACAGAUUCGAUUUUUUUUCCAAAUAAGGAACUGUCACUGACGCCGUUAAAUGUUUUCGAUAUGUUCUGGCAUCGAUUUUACUUUUAUUUGCAUGCUUGCCUGCAACAUUGUGGCACGCGGAAGCCCUGUCAACGCUGCAAAAUGAUGCGCCCCGUUAAAAUUCACGCAACUGACGCUUUGACCAAAUGUUCAAUCAACGCUGCCACAGUAGCUGUUCCUCUCGCAUUGUUCACUCUUUUUCGUGAUCUUGAGUUCGCACGUGUCGACUAGCAUGCCUCAAGGCAGAGAGGAGCGAACUUAUUUAAGCUGCUUUCCAAAGGCCUUCUUAUUGUUUCGUUUUUUUCCCCUUACUUUUGUUCUCUCUCAUCUUUGCUUUCUUUCUUUCCUUUCUUUUUUUUUUUUGUCGACUUUUUGUUUCCCUCCUUCUUCGUCUCGUCCUGCACAAAUGUUAUUUAAUAUCGAGACUGUUCAGCGUGUGUGCCUCUUGUACAUAGAGGGAUGUGAUCACGAUUUUUAAUAGUGCUGUGUGUGCCUUACAUUUGAGAUCCCCAAAUUUCCCCCCUUAUCCUGUCUCCCAUUUCCGCAAAAUAAAGGAUGUGAUAGAAACAUACAA